Molecule: messenger RNA, 1794 nt
Organism: Morchella sextelata
Lineage: Eukaryota; Fungi; Ascomycota; Pezizomycetes; Pezizales; Morchellaceae
Exons: 2
Coding region: 1-1794 (597 amino acids)
Source: RefSeq, a predicted model, not a curated record
AUGCCAAUGGAUUCUUUCGAACGCCUCAUGACGUUUAGUCCCUACAAUCCCCGCACAACGAUCAAAGGCGCGCAUCGUGUCCCCCGUCUCCUAAUCUUUCGUUUUGCAGACAACCGGACGCUCCUCACGCUGCGGCUCGUCUCUCGUAUCUUUCGUGCAUGGAUUAAAACCCAAGAGCACCGCUUCUUCCGCGAGAUUAAUCUUAGGAUUCGCCUUACCGACGACUAUCGUGUCUUUGCACCCGGGAGGCUCGCCGCACUUGGACGGCUAGGAAAUAGUAUCACUAACCGGUUGAUAAUCACACUCAUCGUCCCAUGUAAGUUGGGGCAGAAGAUCGUGUUCAGGGACAGGAAGACUGGGGAGAUUCGCGCGGGAGGAUACAGAUCAGCGCAAGAUGGCACUCCAAUGCUACCAGGGGUGUUCAAACAUUUCGAAGGCGGUCUCUUUAGGAAGAUCUUGGAGAGCAUGCCUAACUUGACGUGUCUGUGGAUUGGGGACCAGGCACUCAUCUUCCUGCGGGCACAGAUUGAAGAGGCGCAUACGAACCGCAUUCAGCGGCGUAUCAAGCUUGAAGAGGACCUGCUCAUUCAUGAUACUAUUAUAAAUCGCCCCUAUGCGGAGAUUGUUAGGUUUCCGCAGACUCAUUUGGAGGAGAUUGCAUACCUCGCGCAUGCUCUCAAACUCGAAGAAUUCUCACAAUUGUUUAGAGACGUUUCGGUCGGUGCAGAACAACGAGUAUGCCGGCCACAGCUCCAGAAGUGGCUCAUGUCCCUCCCUGGCUUCCCCCGGGUAUUGCCUGAAUUUCAGAGGCAACUUUCUGCAUUAACUAGAUCCACCAAGGAGCAAUUAAUAUCAUGUCUGGAGAUCUCUGAAUCUAUCCUUAAAGAAGAUAUCAUCCGUCUUUCCGCAGGCGUAGCGAAUAUAGACCCCUUCACGCCCGCAUGGCAGAGGUCAAUAGACCAAAUUAACAAGCUAAAAAGGCAAGAGCCACGCAGGAAGCUUUUAAAAAGACUCGAGUUUCUCAUUGACCUCGCCGAGUCACCUUCAAAGCGGGAGCAGAUCUUGAGCCAUCUUGGUGUCCCACUUCCGGAAGGUCCUCCACCACCACCAGUCGACCUCGACGAGCUACGCCGACUCUCAGAGCCCUCACGCCUCUUCUCUUUCCAGCUAGAUCUUUCCACCCCACUAGCGUUUUGGUACAUUCGCUCCAUCCCCCGCCGCGAUGGUAGCAUCGGAAACUGGAGCUCUUCAAUUACCAACCUGCAUAUUAUGCUCCCCUCUCCCACGCCCGGCUCGUCCCGGGCGCAGCGCGGCCUUGUAAAACGUUCCUACUACGCCCUCAUCGCUGAGUUUGCUCCUUGGAUCGAAACCCUCUGCAUAAAGUUCCACCCCCACCCCAAGAACGCCCGGCUCGACACCCGCAAAAAGACCGACGCAGAUCCCUCCUUCCGCGGCCAACGCGUGAGCCCCGAGUGUCCACUCGUCUACUUUUGCGGCGAUCUUGACUUUUGUAGCGCGGUAGUUGCAGGGGAUAAGCCACUGGACUUCCCCAAGCUGAAAAGGCUGGGACUGAUUAACGUGACGCUGCGGUGGGAGGGUAGAGGCGGGAUGAAGGAGUUCUUUGAGGUGAAGGCGAAGGGGUGUAUCACGUUGCACUUGGUGGAUGUGGUGUUUGGAGGCGGGGAGGCAACGAUUGGGUGGGAGGGGCUGUAUCGGAUGUUUAUGCUGGAUAAUCCGGGGCGGCCGAGCAAGUUUGGGUGGGAGCUGACGAGGAAGUUUGAGGAGCGGCAUUGA